Cucurbitaria berberidis CBS 394.84 is the source of this 960-nucleotide messenger RNA. RefSeq lists its product as uncharacterized. Lineage: Eukaryota; Fungi; Ascomycota; Dothideomycetes; Pleosporales; Cucurbitariaceae. The transcript has a single exon. The coding region runs from base 148 to 693 and encodes 181 amino acids. The record is from RefSeq and is a predicted model, not a curated record.
CAAGAGACUCCACUGUACUCUGAUGAUUAAACUGCUGUUUUCCAGUCGUCUCUAACUACUCAGACGCCUCGGUCCUCACCCUUGACACUCGUCCUUUUCUGUGACGCGAAGAUCCGCGCCAUCCCGCCGAACAGGAGAGUCUUCAAUAUGGCCAAGUCCCACGACGAAAACGCAGCCACACACUCGCACCCACAACCUCAACAACAGCAAUCCACCACACAACAAGAACCCUCUCCACCGCUCUCCCAAAAAUCACUCGACCGCUCCGCAUCUCCCGCCGCAUCACCACUCUUCCCCACACAUCAUCAACGCAGCCAGUCUGCGGCGAGAAGCAUCCACGUAGCCGACAUCUCCUACCCCGAAUCUUUUAUGCGCACGCCCGUUUCCAUGCUGCCGUUUCCGCAUCCCAAGUGGCACGUUCGGCCUAGUACGGGCGAGAUUUACGAGGUCACCAGUCCGAUCUUGGAAGAGUAUGAUCCUGAGAUUGGCUACAUUGAUAGUGUAGGGGAGGUGCGGGAGUCCAUCGAGGGUGAUGGCGGUGGAGGAGGAGGUGGUGGUCACGAGGAAAGGAGACUAUGGAGAGGUUAUGUCGAGCAUAGGGAGAGUGCGGAGCGGUGGUGUUUGACAAGGGAAGGGAAGCGGGAUUUUGACGGGGAAGGGCAUGCUGAGCGGAAGAAGCUUCGGAUACGAUAGUAACCGCGCAAGGGGGACAAGUUCGGAUCUCAUUGCAGUCUCACACUUUUGUUGGUGGGUGUUCUUAUUCAUAGUACUCAUGCGAAACCAGUUCCAUCCUGCAUAAGUCAUUUGCUCCUGAACUACACAAUAGCCGAGCCCAGUUUGGAACAACCUGACAACACCCGUUCUAUAAUCAACAACGCCUUGAGGCCUAUGCAACGCUUUAUUCCCCUAACUCCUCAAGGCCCUGAAGACCGCUAGGCUAGACCUAGUAAAGAGUCUUUG